Penicillium angulare is the source of this 822-nucleotide messenger RNA. RefSeq lists its product as uncharacterized. The transcript has 2 exons. NCBI's taxonomy places the organism in Eukaryota, Fungi, Ascomycota, Eurotiomycetes, Eurotiales, Aspergillaceae. The record is from RefSeq and is a predicted model, not a curated record. The coding region runs from base 1 to 822 and encodes 273 amino acids. Gene Ontology annotation, molecular function: alkaline phosphatase activity; phosphoglycolate phosphatase activity.
AUGGUUGGUCUUCACUCUGGGUCUCAUGCACGAAUGGGGGUAUUGAUUGGCUCCAUAGGAAAGCAAGUCGUUUUUGUGACCAACAACAGCACCAAGUCUCGUGUGGAUUAUUCCAAGAAGCUUGAGGGGCUCGGAAUUCCAAGUACAGUGGAAGAGAUAUUUUCGUCCUCCUACAGCUCCUCGAUCUACAUCUCACGCAUCCUCCAACUACCGGAAAACAAGCGCAAAGUGUUCGUCAUUGGCGAGUCCGGUAUUGAACAAGAAUUACGCUCCGAGAAUGUCCCUUUCAUUGGCGGCACAGACCCAGCUUAUCGCCGCGACAUAACCCCGGAGGAUUAUAAGUUAGUCGCUGCAGGCGAUGAAUCGAUUCUCGACCCGGAAGUUGGUGUUGUCCUUGUUGGAUUGGACUUCCAUAUCAACUAUCUGAAGCAGGCUCUGGCAUACCAUUAUAUUAAACGAGGAGCCGUGUUCUUGGCCACUAAUAUCGAUUCUACCCUACCGAACUCUGGGACUCUAUUCCCAGGGGCGGGAUCGAUGAGCGCUGCAUUGAUUAUGAUGCUAGGCAAGGAUCCUAUCGCCCUAGGUAAACCUAGUCAAGCCAUGAUGGAUGCAAUCGAGGGCAAAUUUCAAUUCGAUCGUAGCCGGGCAUGCAUGGUUGGAGAUCGCGUGAACACAGAUAUCCGCUUCGGCUUGGAAGGCAACCUUGGAGGGACUCUAGGUGUGUUGACUGGUGUCAGCUCGAAGGAGGAAUUUGUAUCUGGUGCUGUGCGACCUCAUGCGUAUCUGGAUAAACUCUCCGAUCUGCUCGCGUCGGAUCUUUAA